CUAUUCAUAGCCCAUCAAUGUUAUUCCUUGAAGAUCAAUUCUACCCGUUUGAUCUAUAUCUCCAAAACUCCUGCUUCCUAUAAAUAUGGGAAGAUAAGAAAAGAGUAAGGGAAGCAGAAGACGAAGACGAAAGAGAAAGAGAAAAUCGGGGAGGAUUCAGGGUAACUGAAAAGGGAAAUCUGAUCGAUCUUUCAUUUGUAGAAAGUUUAUUCUUUUCUUUAAAAUGAAAACAUAAGCAACGACAACAAAUCUGACGCUCUAAAGUCAGGUGUUUCUCGUCGCAUUACAAACAGAGAGAGGUGUUGAUGGGACUAGUUCGUGGGACUGCAUUUUGCUUUUAACAUUUGAGUGAACGGGGGAAGCAUCGGGAAAUAAAUCUAUAGAACGGGAUUUGAGAGAGAGUGAGUGAUGGGAAUAUACGAACCUAUUAGAGGGCACGAUGAUGCUGAGGAGCAGGACGAGAAAAUCAAGCGUGGAGUGAAGCCCUCGUCUGUUCAGGACGAAGAUGAUGUUGAAAUGGCUGUCCGUGGAAGAUCCGGCACCGCCAUUCUCAUUGCCGGUGGUGUUGGUGGUGGUGGUGGUUUAAAUAAGAUCGAAGAGGAAAUCCCCAAGCAAAAGCAGCAGCAGCAAAAACAACAACGUCUUGUUUCGCUGGACGUUUUUCGUGGCAUCACUGUUGCGCUAAUGAUAAUCGUAGAUGAUGCUGGUGGAGUCCUUCCUGCUCUUAAUCAUUCACCUUGGAAUGGUUUAACCCUUGCUGAUUUUGUCAUGCCGUUUUUCCUCUUUAUUGUUGGUAUUUCGCUUGCACUUACUUACAAGAGAUUGUCAUGCAGAGUUACUGCAACUAGAAAAGCAAUACUACGGGCUCUAAAGCUUUUAAUUUUAGGCCUGUUGCUUCAAGGUGGCUUCCUCCAUGGCCUUAAAGAUUUGACGUAUGGAGUGGAUAUUGAACAUAUGAGAUGGAUGGGUAUUCUGCAGAGAAUUGCAGUAGCAUAUCUGCUGGCAGCACUGUGUGAGAUUUGGCUGAAGGGUGAUGAUGAUGUUUAUUUGGGGUCGUCCUUGCUCAGAAAAUAUCGAUUCCAAUGGGCUUUGGCUUUGAUGCUUACCACUCUAUAUCUUUCCUUGUUAUAUGGCUUGUAUGUGCCUGAUUGGGAGUACCAAAUUCCAACUGAAAACUCCUCUACACCAAAAUUGUUUUCAGUGAAAUGUGGAGUGCAUGGUGACACUGGGCCAGCUUGUAAUGCUGUUGGAAUGAUUGAUCGUAAGAUAUUGGGUAUACAACAUUUGUACAAAAGAGCAAGCUAUGCACGAACACCGCAAUGCAGUAUUAACUCCCCGGAUUAUGGCCCAUUACCUUCCGAUGCUCCGACAUGGUGCCAAGCCCCUUUUGAUCCUGAAGGACUUCUAAGUUCAGUGAUGGCCAUUCUUACCUGCUUGGUUGGUUUGCAUUACGGGCACAUUAUUGUCCAUUAUAAGGACCACAGAGAUAGGAUCCUUCACUGGAUGGUUACCUCGUCUUGUCUUGUUGUCUUUGGCGUUGCAUUGGACUUCUGUGGGAUGCAUUUUAACAAGGUUCUCUACACGUUCAGUUACAUGUGUUUCACUGCUGGUGCUGCUGGUAUUCUUUUCGUUGGGAUUUACAUAUUGGUUGAUGUGUGUAGAUAUAGGCGUCCCACUGCUGUGAUGGAGUGGAUGGGCAUGCAUGCGCUGAUUAUUUUUAUCCUUGCAGCCUGCAACGUCCUCCCAGUUCUCCUGCAGGGAUUCUAUUGGAGGAGGCCUCAGAAUAAUAUUCUUAGGUUAAUUGGAAUUGGAGCAUAAAAUGGUAGCAUUGAAGUUAAGCCACUUGAACUACAUCUUAUCGAUUUUGGGUAGUUGCAGUUGGUGCUAGGAGAGAAUUUCGGAAUUGAAUCUUCAGUGUCGGAGGCAAACUCUCCUGUGACUCUUAUGAACAACACACUCUCCAUCGGAAGCUUUUGUAGAAGUAUAUAGGCAAACCUUUGAAAUGGGAAAACUUGAUAUUGCAACUUUUGGUCGUACCUAUAGGAUGUUUCGUUAUAAAAUGUUUUUUUCAUCCUAUUCUGACUCAA
This is a messenger RNA of Juglans regia (Persian walnut), 2087 nucleotides long. Its product is annotated as heparan-alpha-glucosaminide N-acetyltransferase-like. NCBI's taxonomy places the organism in Eukaryota, Viridiplantae, Streptophyta, Magnoliopsida, Fagales, Juglandaceae. The transcript has 13 exons. The record is from RefSeq and is a predicted model, not a curated record. Bases 409 to 1818 code for a protein of 469 amino acids.